UCUUCUCUGAAGCGUUCAACUUGUGUGUAUACUCAUACUGUUUGUAUUGCUAAUUCUUUGAGCCACUCCCUUAUUCCUUUCAUUUUAAAUAGCAACGUUAAAACCGUUUAUUGUAUGGUGAAAAAAUAAAAUUAUGCGUUUCUAUUGAGACAUUUUGCAAUUGUUUGCAUAUAAUCGAGAAGAAGAUCUCAAGUAAAUUUUCCAGCCCAAUUCUUCCAAGUUUUUCUGGAGGAUGGCAAAGGAUUCUGAUUUGGGGAGGUCGGACUCCUACCGAGUGGCGACCGGACCGACGAUCUACGACGACAACAAGACAGCUGACGGCAAGGUCAAGUCGAGGCGGAAACCUCCAACGAAAAAGCAGAAAAAAGGAGACUUAGAUGAUCUUAAACAAGAAUUAGAUAUCGAUCAUCACAAAAUCUCAGUAGAAGAAUUAUAUCAAAGAUUUCAAACACAUCCUGAAACCGGUUUGACGCACGCAAAGGCGAAAGAAAAUUUAGAAAGAGAUGGACCGAAUGCAUUGACGCCACCAAAGACAACGCCAGAAUGGGUGAAAUUCUGCAAACAACUAUUUGGUGGCUUCGCCCUUUUACUAUGGAUCGGUUCCAUUCUUUGCUUCAUAGCCUAUUCUAUACAAGCGACCACGGUUGAAGAGCCAGCGGAUGAUAAUUUAUACCUGGGAAUAGUAUUGGCAGCAGUGGUAAUUGUGACUGGAAUCUUCUCAUACUACCAAGAAAACAAGAGCUCUCGUAUAAUGGAGUCCUUCAAAAGUAUGGUACCCCAGUUCGCGACCGUUAUAAGACAAGGCGAGAAGCUGACUCUGAGAGCGGAGGACAUUGUAUUGGGAGAUGUGGUUGAGGUGAAAUUUGGAGACAGAAUUCCGGCCGAUAUUCGUAUCAUUGAAGCGCGAGGAUUCAAAGUGGACAACUCGUCUCUCACUGGAGAAUCUGAGCCUCAGAGCCGAGGCAUUGAUUUCACUCACGAAAACCCGCUCGAAACCAAGAAUCUGGCUUUCUUCUCUACGAAUGCUGUUGAGGGUACUGCUAAGGGAGUUGUGAUCAGCUGCGGAGACAACACUGUGAUGGGCAGGAUCGCUGGUCUGGCCUCAGGUCUCGACACCGGUGAGACACCCAUCGCCAAGGAAAUCCACCAUUUCAUCCACAUCAUCACCGGAGUUGCCGUCUUCCUCGGAGUCUCCUUCUUCAUGAUUGCCUUCGUUCUCGGUUACCAUUGGUUGGAUGCUGUUAUCUUUUUGAUUGGUAUCAUUGUCGCGAACGUGCCCGAAGGUCUGCUGGCCACUGUAACAGUGUGCCUGACGCUGACCGCCAAGCGAAUGGCCUCGAAGAACUGUCUGGUGAAGAACUUGGAAGCUGUGGAGACGCUCGGCUCAACCUCGACCAUUUGCUCAGACAAGACCGGCACACUCACCCAGAACCGGAUGACUGUCGCUCACAUGUGGUUCGACAACCAGAUCAUCGAGGCUGACACCACUGAAGAUCAAUCUGGUGUUCAAUACGACAGGACCAGUCCAGGCUUCAAGGCUCUUGCUAGGAUUGCUACUUUGUGUAACCGAGCUGAAUUCAAGGGAGGCCAGGAGGGUGUUCCAAUUCUCAAGAAGGAAGUGAACGGCGACGCAUCGGAGGCAGCCCUACUGAAGUGCAUGGAACUGGCGUUGGGCGACGUGAUGUCGAUUCGUCGACGCAACCGCAAGGUGUGCGAAGUGCCGUUCAACUCGACCAACAAGUACCAGGUGUCCAUUCACGAGACCGAGGACGCCAACGACCCGCGCCACCUCAUGGUCAUGAAGGGUGCACCCGAACGCAUCCUCGACCGCUGCUCCACCAUCUUCAUUGGCGGCAAGGAGAAGCUGUUGGACGAGGAGAUGAAGGAGGCCUUCAACAACGCCUACCUCGAGCUGGGUGGACUCGGUGAACGUGUGUUGGGAUUCUGCGACUUCCUGCUGCCGUCAGACAAGUUCCCGCUGGGCUUCAAGUUCGACUGCGACGACCCGAACUUCCCCAUCUCUGGACUGCGAUUCGUCGGCCUCAUGUCGAUGAUUGACCCCCCGCGAGCAGCCGUGCCCGACGCGGUCGCCAAGUGCCGAUCAGCUGGUAUCAAGGUCAUCAUGGUCACCGGAGACCAUCCCAUCACCGCCAAGGCCAUUGCCAAGUCUGUCGGAAUCAUUUCCGAAGGAAAUGAGACUGUUGAAGACAUUGCUCAACGACUGAACAUCCCCAUCUCGGAAGUGAACCCACGUGAAGCGAAGGCUGCCGUCAUCCACGGAUCUGAACUCAGAGACAUCGCCUCCGAACAACUCGACGAAAUCCUCAGGUACCACACUGAAAUCGUGUUCGCCCGUACCUCACCGCAGCAGAAACUGAUCAUCGUGGAGGGUUGCCAGCGCAUGGGAGCCAUUGUCGCUGUCACUGGAGAUGGAGUCAACGAUUCGCCUGCCCUCAAGAAAGCCGAUAUCGGUGUUGCCAUGGGUAUUGCUGGUUCUGACGUAUCGAAACAGGCUGCCGACAUGAUUCUGUUGGACGACAACUUUGCGUCGAUUGUGACUGGAGUCGAGGAGGGUCGGCUGAUUUUCGACAACCUCAAGAAAUCCAUUGCCUACACACUCACAUCCAACAUUCCCGAAAUCUCGCCGUUCUUGGCUUUCAUUCUCUUGGAUAUUCCUCUUCCUCUCGGCACGGUCACUAUCCUCUGCAUCGAUCUGGGAACAGACAUGGUUCCAGCCAUAUCUCUGGCUUAUGAAUCGGCCGAAUCCGACAUCAUGAGUCGUCCUCCCAGAAAUCCUUUGAACGAUAAACUAGUCAACGCCAGGUUGAUCUCAAUGGCAUACGGACAGAUUGGUAUGAUUCAGGCGGCAGCUGGCUUCUUUGUGUACUUCGUGAUCAUGGCUGAGAACGGAUUCCUGCCGAUGCACCUGUUUGGGCUGCGUAAGCAGUGGGACUCAAAGGCCAUCAACGAUCUCACCGACUCUUAUGGACAGGAAUGGACCUACCGAGACAGAAAGGCUUUGGAAUUCACCUGCCACACAGCCUUCUUCGUAUCGAUUGUCGUUGUACAAUGGGCCGAUCUGAUCAUCUGUAAAACACGACGAAACUCGAUCAUCCACCAGGGAAUGAGGAACUGGGCAUUGAACUUUGGUCUAGUAUUCGAAACAGCUCUGGCAGCUUUCUUGUCGUACACUCCCGGAAUGGACAAAGGUCUUCGCAUGUAUCCUCUCAAAUUUGUGUGGUGGUUGCCGGCUAUUCCAUUCAUGAUUGCCAUUUUCGUGUACGACGAGGUGCGUCGCUUCUACCUGCGCAGAAAUCCAGGCGGCUGGCUGGAACAGGAGACAUACUACUAAGCAGCAUGCAGUGCAUUGCGGCGACUGUAGCAGCAGCUUGUGGUCUCCCCACCCACAAUCAACAAUUCACUAAACAAAGAUCGGGAAAGAGCAGAAGUAGAACGUACGCCACAAGGAAAGAGUGUUCGCGCAUCGAGUGCAACAAGUGCAGAAGUUGAAUUAAGACGAUCAAGUAUUAGGAACUAGAGAGACUACCAGCGUGUAGUGCAUUAUUAUUAUUACAAUAAUAAUAAUUAUAAUUAUAUAAUGAAAUGAAGUGCUAGUGCAACACCCCACUCUCCUGCAGCAGAGCAUUUAUUUCUCUUUUUAGGCUGUUUCAGUAUCAUCGCAUCGUCUCAUUUUGCGUUGUUCAUUGUAGGCUCAUAUUAUUAUUUCAAGUAAAUACAACAUGUCGCCGCCUAUUCAUCAUCAUUAUCAUCAUCAUCAUCAUCAUUUUCUCACCAGUGCAGAUACACAAAAACACACAUACACAUAUACACAGACACAAACACACACGGACAGCAAAGCUCUAGCUUCUUCAUAAUCUUGAAUCCGGUUAUUAGUAUUCUGUAGCAGGUAAUGUUGUCUCUGUCUCGAUAGCUGUUGAGUUGAAUGACAAUUCGACGCCAUUCGUCGAAUGCUUGUGUUGGUCAAUCGUCGCUGACUCGGCCCGCCCUGUCGCUUGACAAAUUAAUGACUUUCUUACAAUUUACGAGGAUUACAAUAAAAAAAUUGAAAAACGAUAUGUAGAAAGGUUUACAUAUUAUUAAUCAAUAAAACUAAUAAUAAAAUCAAGUUAAUUUAUAAAUAUAUAGAAGUUAAUGUUUUAAAAAUUAGUUAUUUGAGAAGUGUAAUGUUUUUAAAGAUGUUAUAAUAUGCAAGUGUUGAUCGGCCCGAGAGGUUCUCCCUUCUAGUGCUCAAGUCUUGAGGUUCCUCUCGGGCCGCCGCGGCGCCGCUCCGUGGGGGACCGACGUGCGGCGGGGCUCCUCUCUCUCUUUCUCUCUCUAUCUCUCCCUCUCUCUCUAGCAUUCCGGCGGAUGAGCGCGAGUAUCUUGGUCAAGUGGUGGCGAGUAACCUCGUCAAGUGGUGGCCAGCCGCUCGCCAUUCUUCCACGGCGCGCUACGCUCGUGUGCAUUACUAAACACUAACUAUCACAGUUUAGCGCUUUCUCUGUUGCUUGUUAACAGUUUGAUGUAAACAAAAGUUUAACGAAUCGUUUUAUUGAAAGCAGAUACGGUCGGCGGCCCGGCCUAUUCUUCAAAACUUAGACUAUAUUUACAAGUGUAAACUGUUGGAGAUUAAAUUAUAAAUUUAUCAGAUGAAUAGAGAAAUAUGAUAAACCCAAUUGCUUGAAUGAAACAAAUUUAUUACAGUAUAUAGGAAACUUAGAUGUAUAUUUAGGUUAGUUUUACCAUGUUGUUAUAUAUAUAAAUAAAAUAUUAAGUAUUAUUAAUUGUUCUUUUAAAAGAGGAAUGUGUAGAGAUCUGUUACACUAGUAGGAGAGAACCACUGUUUAUAUCAAUUGAUCAAUAAUCGAUAAUGUAAAUACUUAAAGAGGAUUGGAUUGUGCGUUAACUGAGCAGAGCAGAGCAAAGCAGAGAGUCUUGAGUCGAUUGGUUUGCAGUUGCGGGUUGCUUGCUUCAAUUGUCGGCCAAUGGGGCAGCUACAUUGGGCUAGCCACGCCCUCACUAGCAACGGCAUCCAAACACGUAGUCAAAACACUAUAAUACCGCAUGUUGAACUGGAAACAUUUAAAACGAGUUGAUUGAUAAAACCUAGAUAUGUAUAAAAGUUGAUAUUCAUUAUACAAAUGUAGUAAUCAAAGAUUUAAUAAUAUUGAAAUUUUUUCAUCGAUCGAUGGUUUGGAUGGAUUUCAAGAGGGCUUUCUUGAUUGUUAUGUGUAUGAUUACAUGCAGUUCUUUAUAGCUAGUUCAUUUCUUUUAUUUAUUGAUUAUGUUAUUAAAUUUAAAAAAAUGAAGGGAAACUAAAGUUUUGUUAUUUGUUGUUUAUGAAAUAUUUUAUUAUUGACAAUAACCAAACUCUGUUUUUAACUCUAGAAGAAAAUAUUGUAAUUACUGUUUGGUUUGUCUAUAGGGUGAAGUGAAUUAAAUAAACUGCCAAUAUUGUAUUUAAUGUUCGCGUGAAUGGUGAUGAUGUACUAGUUAUUAUCAUUUCCAACAUGAUGCCAUUUAAUAAACGAUGAUGAAUACUGUAUUAAAAAUUUACAUUUGACAAUUUGGUUAGUCGUUUCAAUUUAUUUCACUUAAUGAAAACAACCUGUCAACUAGUAAUCCGUGAAUAUUACUAAUUCAAAGCAAGACUCUAGUUAUUCAUUCAAUUCUCAUUAAAGAAAUACCGACACACUAACUAUGCUAAUUAUUAUUAAUGGAUAGUAAAUGUUGAAUUGUUCAAUGUUGUUAAUGUUUUAAAAUAUUGAGAAAUUUUAUUUUAAAGAAAACUAUGCAUUGUGAAAAUUAAAACUAACGUAACUCGAAUAAAAUUAAAUUCCAUUACCUGAAUAAUAUUAUAAAUUAUUGUUACAUUUAUAAUAUUAUAUUGGGAUCUAUUGAAAUUGUAUCAAAUUGAAAAUUAUUUAUUGGUUUAUCAAAGUGGAACAAAGAUUUAGUGUAAAUCUCUAAUAUACAAAGUAAUAUUUUUAUACUCUUUAAAGUAAAUCGAGCGUACACAUUAUUUCUCAAAACAUGAUCGGUUCGUUAUUGUUAAGUUUUGAUUUCCUUUCUUUACUUUUGUCCACAUGUAAAUUUUGUGACAGUGUCAACUUUUGAUUGUUUUCCUGUUUGAAAUUAUAUAAUAAUUAUUGAUGAAUGAGAUUGUUAGGAAAAUAAUUGUACAGAUGCAUUAUGUAAAAAUUGGUGAUGCAAUUUUUGUGGAUCGCUAAUAUCCAAUUUUAAAAGAUAUUAAAAAAGGGUUGAAAUGUUAUUUUUCUCUUUUUUAUUUGAUAAGUUAUUGAAUUAUUGCUUUUGUAGACAGUGAUAAGAGUCAAACAGAAUAAACUUUUUUUAAUAAUA
Messenger RNA from Nilaparvata lugens (brown planthopper), 6360 nucleotides. RefSeq names its product sodium/potassium-transporting ATPase subunit alpha. The record is from RefSeq and is a predicted model, not a curated record. Gene Ontology annotation, molecular function: ATP binding; ATP hydrolysis activity; P-type sodium:potassium-exchanging transporter activity. Gene Ontology annotation, cellular component: membrane. NCBI's taxonomy places the organism in Eukaryota, Metazoa, Arthropoda, Insecta, Hemiptera, Delphacidae. Gene Ontology annotation, biological process: intracellular sodium ion homeostasis; potassium ion import across plasma membrane; sodium ion export across plasma membrane.